Artibeus jamaicensis (Jamaican fruit-eating bat) is the source of this 7480-nucleotide messenger RNA. RefSeq names its product heat shock protein family A (Hsp70) member 4 like (gene HSPA4L). Gene Ontology annotation, molecular function: ATP binding; ATP-dependent protein folding chaperone. Gene Ontology annotation, cellular component: nucleus; cytosol. The record is from RefSeq and is a predicted model, not a curated record. Bases 280 to 2799 code for a protein of 839 amino acids. The transcript has 19 exons. NCBI's taxonomy places the organism in Eukaryota, Metazoa, Chordata, Mammalia, Chiroptera, Phyllostomidae. Gene Ontology annotation, biological process: protein folding.
UCCCCAGCGGCCAAGUGCGCAGGCGCAGAGCGCAGUAACUGCCGGUUGGAGGCGGCCGAACCGCAGAGGAGAGAUUCCGGCGACUGAGGCUGCGGCGCGGUGGCUUCUACCUCUCCGCGGUUGCUCGAGGCUCUGCCCUAGAUUCAAAGCGUAGCGACUUCGGGUCUUCUCUUCUUUGCUUCUCAUAGGAGUCGCAUUUCCUGGAGCAACAGCCCCGAAGAGGACGCGGUCCCCCCGCAGGAGGCUUCAGCACCAGCACCCCGAUCAUCCGGCGGCGGGAUGUCUGUGGUUGGCAUUGAUCUCGGCUUUCUCAACUGCUACAUCGCUGUAGCGAGGAGUGGCGGCAUCGAGACCAUCGCCAAUGAGUACAGCGACAGGUGUACCCCGGCCUGUAUAUCUUUGGGAUCAAGAACCCGAGCCAUUGGAAAUGCAGCUAAGAGCCAGAUAGUCACAAAUGUAAGAAAUACAAUUCAUGGCUUCAAAAAGCUUCAUGGACGAUCAUUUGAUGAUCCUAUUGUGCAAACUGAAAGAAUCAGGCUUCCCUAUGAGCUGCAGAAGAUGCCUAAUGGAAGUGCAGGAGUGAAGGUGCGGUACCUAGAAGAAGAGAGACCUUUUGCUAUUGAGCAAGUUACUGGAAUGCUGUUGGCCAAGCUUAAAGAGACUUCAGAAAAUGCUCUGAAGAAACCAGUAGCCGACUGUGUGAUUUCAAUUCCAAGCUUUUUCACUGAUGCUGAGAGAAGAUCUGUCAUGGCUGCAGCCCAGGUUGCAGGUUUAAAUUGCUUAAGAUUAAUGAACGAAACGACUGCAGUUGCGCUAGCAUAUGGAAUUUAUAAACAGGAUCUUCCCCCUUUAGAUGAGAAACCAAGAAAUGUAGCAUUUAUUGAUAUGGGACAUUCUGCCUACCAAGUCUCAGUUUGUGCUUUUAACAAAGGAAAACUUAAAGUCUUGGCUACUACCUUUGAUCCAUAUUUGGGUGGCAGGAACUUUGAUGAGGCUUUAGUAGACUACUUCUGUGAUGAGUUCAAGACCAAAUAUAAGAUAAAUGUGAAAGAGAACUCUCGGGCCCUGUUGCGUUUAUAUCAGGAAUGUGAAAAACUAAAGAAGCUAAUGAGUGCGAAUGCCUCAGAUCUUCCACUGAACAUUGAGUGUUUCAUGAAUGACCUUGAUGUUUCUAGUAAAAUGAACAGGGCUCAAUUUGAGCAAUUAUGUGCUCCCCUCUUCGCCAGAGUUGAACCACCACUGAAAGCAGUAAUUGAACAAGCUAACUUACAACGUGAAGACAUAAGUAGUAUAGAAAUUGUAGGGGGAGCAACACGAAUUCCUGCAGUGAAGGAACAAAUUUCUAAAUUCUUCCUUAAAGACAUAAGUACCACGUUAAAUGCUGAUGAAGCUGUUGCAAGAGGAUGUGCAUUACAGUGUGCGAUUCUCUCACCAGCAUUUAAAGUGCGUGAGUUUUCCAUAACGGACAUUGUACCCUAUUCAAUCACAUUAAGAUGGAAGACCUCUUUCGAAGAUGGAACUGGGGAAUGUGAAGUAUUCUGUAAGAACCAUCCUGCCCCAUUCUCAAAAGUCAUCACUUUCCACAAGAAGGAACCAUUUGAACUAGAAGCUUUCUAUACUAAUAUACAUGAAGUGCCUUAUCCUGACCCGAGAAUUGGGAGCUUCACUAUUCAGAAUGUUUUUCCACAGUCUGAUGGUGAUAGCUCCAAAGUGAAGGUUAAAGUUCGCAUCAACAUCCAUGGAAUCUUCAGUGUUGCUAGUGCAUCAGUAAUUGAGAAGCAAAAUAUAGAAGGGGACCACAGUGAUGUUCCUAUGGAGACAGAAACUUCAUUUAAGGAUGAAAGCAAAGAUGAUGUGGAUAAAAUGCAGGUUGACCAAGAAGAAGGUCAUCAAAAAUGCCAUGCUGAGCACACCCCAGAAGAGGAGAUUGAUCAUACAGGAACCAAAACAAAGUCAGCUUCCUCAGACAAACAAGACCAGUUAAACCAGACCAUUAAAAAAGGAAGAAUCAAGAGUAUUGAUCUACCCGUCCAGAGUAGCCUGUGCAGACAGUUGGGCCAAGAUCUUCUGAAUAGCUACAUUGAAAAUGAGGGGAAAAUGAUAAUGCAAGAUAAGUUGGAGAAAGAAAGAAAUGAUGCUAAGAAUGCUGUUGAAGAGUAUGUAUAUGAUUUUAGAGACAAGCUGGGCACCGUCUAUGAAAAAUUUAUCACUCAAGAGGACUUGAAAAAGCUGUCUGCAGUGUUAGAAGACACAGAAAAUUGGCUUUAUGAAGAAGGAGAGGACCAACCUAAACAAAUUUAUGUAGAUAAGCUUCAAGAACUAAAGAAAUACGGCCAGCCUAUUCAGAUGAGAUACGUGGAACAUGAAGAGAGACCAAAAGCUUUAAACGACUUGGGGAAAAAGAUCCAGCUUGUCAUGAAAGUGAUAGAGGCGUGCAGAAACAAGGAUGAAAGAUAUGAUCAUUUAGAUCCUGCUGAAAUGGAAAAAGUUGAAAAGUAUAUAAGUGAAGCAAUGAUUUGGCUGAACAGUAAGAUGAAUGCACAGAAUAAACUAAGUCUUACUCAAGAUCCAGUGGUGAAAGUUUCAGAAAUAGUUGCAAAGUCAAAGGAACUGGAUAAUUUCUGUAACCCCAUCAUUUACAAACCCAAACCAAAAGUAGAGGUUGCAGAAGACAACGCCAAAGCUAAUAGUGAGCACAAUGGACAAACGGAUGGACAGAGUGGAACUGAAACUAAACCAGAUACAACAAAAGACAGCUCACAGCCUACUAAGUCUUCCGGACAGAUGGAAGUGGACUAAGGCUUAAUUUUACCUUCAUGCAGUUUAAACAGUGCAAGUAACCACGGGGUCCAUUCUUCUUUUGCAUCUGGUACACACAACAGAUGUUCAGUUGUUCUUAACUACUUUUGUCAUUUGUUUUUUGGAGUAGUUUUGAAAAGUGUUUAUAUUGAGUACACAUCUGUUCAUUUCUGUUGCUGCUUAUGCGAAGCUUUAGCUGAAUAUCGAGUUACAAGUCAGUUUAAGCUUUCCUGAUAUAUUUUAUGUCACAUGCAAGAUUGAUACCUAUGUAGUUGGCAACAGUCUACCUUAUUUAAAGCUUCUACUUGGAUAAACUUCAGCUCCUUAUUCAGGAAAGGAUACGGUAUUGCACUAUUGUUGCAGAAGUAUAGAUGUAACUAACAGAUCAUUAUUUUGAAAAACAAAAACUGAAAUUGGUGUGGUAUGAAGUCACUGAGGCACUGACCUUUUUCUAGUGAUUGUAUUGUUCUAACUUAAAUAUUAAAACAAAUACAAGGUUCCUCAACAAAUUGGUCCAUCUCAUUGGUGUGCCAUGAAAACUCCAAAACUUUGCUGUUUAAUCACAUAAAUGAACAACAAAUCACAUGUUGAAAGGCAGAAUGCACAAUGUUAUGCUAAGGUGACGCAGUAGUUUUCCUCAUUGAUAAUAUGGAUUAAUGUUUUCUUAGAGUAAUUCAGUGUCAUUUCUACUUGAAACUUCUGAUCUCGUUUUCCAGAAGACAUGCUAUGUAAUAGUAGCCUAAAGAAAAGAAAGCAUUUUUGGCGAAAAAUCUUAAGUAGGAAACACUGUUGACCUACUCAGACAUGUAUCUUUGAUGUUGAUGGCCUUGUUUCAGUUUUAAUAGUUCCUUUAGUUUUAGUAAUUGAUUUUGUUCAUAUCUUAACAUAGGGCAGGGGAAGAUGGCACAGUGUGUUAUAUAUAUGUACAUUUAUCACUGAAGUACUUAAUGUUAAGAUACAGAUUAACACUAUUAAAUAAGCAGUAAUACUUGAAAAGAAGCACUUACACCGUAAGUCUUAGGAAAUAAUGCUUGUAAUAAACUUAACUGUGUUACAUAUCAACAGGAAAAAUAUAGAAUGUUACAUAGUGUAAUAUCCUUUGGUGUUAUUAAAUUACAGUUCCUGCUGUUAUAUUACCUGUUCAGACCUUGGCUCCAGUUUUGGUGCUUCUUAUAUAAAUGAUACAGGACAACGGGCUGUGAAAUUAAGAUUUUUUGAGGACUUAAUCUGUGUUUCGUCACCAGACUUGUUCACAUUGUUCAGUUCUGUCCAGAGGCUUGAAACUAACUGGGAGCAGACUGAAAAAUUAUUUUUAAACCCAUAAGCAAAGCAUAGAUAACGCAUGGGCUCUUGUGUUUGAUGCUAAUCAGCCAGACUGACCUAGUUUUGAAAUUGUGAAAGGCUCACUUUUUCCCAAAGCUAAAUCUUUAUAUUGAGAAGAAUUAAUACUGACUUUUCUUAAGUAGUAAAAAUUGAGAGUUUAAUAUCUUUAGGGAUAGUCAUUAUUUCUCACAACUAGUUCUCUAAGAGAGAUUUCGUUUCUACAAUGUAGUUUGCACUGAAAGCGGAGUAUGGAGGAGGAAUGUAUUUUCCAGGGAUUUUUAUUCAUCCUUUUUCAGGGAGAUUUCCCUUUUUUGCAUUAAAAAAAUCAUAUAUCUCCAAUACAUUUUAAUGUCUAAUAGCCUUUAAAUGGUCCUUGUAAUACUCUUAAGAUGAAAUACUUGUAAUUAUAUUCAUUAGUAAUAAGUGAUGAAGUAUAUUAUGUUAAAAAGCAUGAUUCAGUUAUUUUUUCACUUGUAUGUUGAAUAUUUAGGUUGAUUUCAGGGAGAACAAAAGUAUUAAAGGGAACUCAUAACAGUACAAGGAAAGAGUUUAUAGGUUUUUUUGAGUUGACCAGAGGACCUCUCCACUUUUUUUAGGAGCUAUAUACCUCAAAAAUUUCCUGGGAAUAAAUGUGGGAACAACCUUUUCUUCAUCUGAAUUGUCUGGCAUAUUCCAACAUUUUCCAUUUCUUCUCUUAAAUCAUUUUAUGUAGUUCUGCAUUUUGGUUAAACCUAUAACAUUUCAUAUUUUCCUGUUAUGUCACACUUAAUAAGUUAAAUACAUCCAAAGGUGAUAUGUAUACUUUUUACCUAUUUAUUCAACAUACAUGAUAUUUUCAAAAGCUCUUUAACUUUAUAAUGUAAUUAUCGACUACAUGAUAAAAGCGAAUGUUCUCCUUAGUAUAGUUUUGGUUAGGUGGUAUGGCUUAGUUUAACUUAAUGACUGAAAAAAUUAAAGAUUUUUUUCAAAAUCAAAAACCACUAUUGCUCUGACUGGCUGGCUGAUUUAUUUGGUUGGAGCUUGGUCUUGUACACCAGAAGGUUCUGAGUUUAAUCCCCAGUUAGGGCACGUACCUUAGUUGCGGGUUCAAUCCCUGGUCAGUGCGUGUAGGGGAGGCAGCCAAUCUAUGUUUCCCAUUGGUGUCUCUCUCUGAGUCCCACUCUCCCCAUCCCCUUUCGCUCUCUUUGAAAUUGGUAAACCAUAUCCUCAGGUGAGGAUUAAAAAAGAAAGCCACUAUUUUAGAAGUUAUUUUAAAAGAUACUUAGCAAAAUAGACUUUUCCUAUAGUAAGCAAUAAAAACUAAAUAUGUGCAGACAUCUGGGGUGAUCUAAUAAAUAUUAGUACACUUCAACUCUGUAGAAAAGUAUAAAUUGUUUGGUUUGAAAAACGAGUUCCCAGUAGUCAUUGUACUGUAAUUAUAAAAACAAAAACUGCUAAAAAUAUAUAACAUAUUUUAAUUCCUUAGCAGUAUACAGAAUUCUUCAGUUUUAAAACAACUAGAAACAGCACACCAAAGAAUGAGGCUAUUGGAAUAACAGGUAAUCUCAGUUUUAAAAGGGUAAUAGGCUUUUAUUAAGAAGGAAUAAAAAUUUCUUAGACUUUUGUGGGGGGGGGUCUGUUUUUAGUAUGUUCCUGAUUAUUUCCUUGAUACAGUUCUUAAUUUAAAGUGAAUUUGGGGACUCAGUGAUCAAUUUAAUAAAAUGGUAGUGUUGAACUAAAGCAUUUUAUUCGAAUUAGUAAAGCAUCUGUUUAAAAACUUAUUCAUAUUUAAAGGCAAUAGACAUUUGAAUAUAGUAAUCAAAUUAGAUGACUUCAGUUUUACCCAAAAUAGAUUUAUAGAUCAGAUCUAAACCAUACAUUUUUUCAGAAAUUUGAGUUCUAAUAAUGAGUCUAUAAACAUUCCCAUUACGAUUUUGUUUUGUUUUCCACAUUAUUUUUUUUUAAUUUGCUUUUUGUAUGUGCCCUGACUGAGGAUUGAACCCACAACCCUGGCGUAUUGGGAUGAUGCUCUAACCAACUGAGCUAGCUACCCAGCCAGGCCAAUGUUAAUUUUAACUAAUAAGCAAACGAACAGUCUGAGAUUCAUUGAGAGAGAACCUGAAAUGACUUUCUUUUUAAUAGUUGGUAUUUGGUGGUUCACAACAGUUAAAGCCUUACAUACCAGAUUUAUAAGGAUUAAUUGUACAUACUAGAUUUAUAAGGAUUCUUCACUGAACAGGAAAAUAGAGCUUCAUCUUUCUCGCCUUUUAGAAUUUCAUAACAAAAGAAACUUCAAUUCUAAAGUAAAUGCUAUUAUGUGGUUAAACUAUGGAAGUUUUGAGUUUUAAGUGGAUUUUGGUUUUGCGAUAUUUGAUCAGAGGCAUAUCUAAUUGUAUUGCUCUAUCAGUAUUUAAAAUCUGGUAGCAUUUAUUAAAUAGCUACCAAUGACUUUUCAAAUGACAUAGGUAGGGAUACUUAUAAAGUUGGUUCUAAUAUUUUAUUUUCUUCUUAACAUGUGUUCUAACCAUUAGCGAUUCUUAAAACAGUCAUUCAAUUUCAGAUGAUACAGACUUUUUAUGAAAAAAAGAAAAGCAGGUUUAAAAUUACCUUUUGUUUUUUUGUCAAGGUCUAAAGUAUCACUUUAAAAUAAUUUCUAGGAAGCAUGUAAUCCUUUUUUUUGAGAAAGGUAACAAAUUUAGUGUAGGUAAGAAACUUAAGACUUUUAAUCAAAAUGAUCAAAAAAGAAACUUGAGCUUUUUACUUUCACAUUUCUAAUUUAAAAUACACCAGAAUUGAUAUUCUUCCAUGUACUCAUAAGUUGCCCAAGAAAACAGCUUUGGGUUUACAAUAAGACCAGAGCUCUAAGUUUUUUUAUAUUACUAAAUUCAAGGGUAAUUGUUUCAUGCAAUAAAUGGGUGCCUGCAAUUUGUAGAAUAACAAACUGAAACCGUUUAGAAGAAAAGAAGAAAACCUAAGUCUACAGCAGUGGUCUGUACCUAUAGGUGGUAAUGGUUCCUUCACCUUUCAGAUCCUGAAGAAUACCUCAAGCAUUUAGUUAGAGUAAGGAUUGGAAGAAAAAGCAUGUGAGUUAAAAUACAUUAUUGAAUGAUGUGGAGCUUUCAAGUCAAAAAAAUAAAAAUUGAAUCAUGAACAUCUCACUCAGUCUGUCAAAUAGGUCAACAUCCAUAACAACAACAGAAAUUAAUAGAAUGGUUUUUGCUUUGGAAAUUCUAAUUUACUGUUAUGUUCUAAGUCACAGGGAAAUGUACUGAUACCUAAAAAUGACCCAUCCUAUAAAGAGAUGAGUGAAAUUCAACAUGUUUUACAUAGUUUAAUUAUAUUAUAGUGUGUAAACUAUAAAUGAAAAUGGUCUUCAGUC